AUGUGGUUCUCUUUCUGGAGAUCCAGAGACCGUUUCUCCCUGGACGAGCUCCGGUAAUUCGGGAUAUCUGUGGAUGGGAAUUUUUGAAUUGGAGGUCCCUUUAAUCUUCUGCUUUCAGUAGCGAGCAGUUCUGCUUGUUAGUUCGUUCUCUUGGUUUCCCUUACUCCGAGAAUUUGGUUGCUAAAGGAAGUGGAAUGUCCUGAAAAUAAAAGAACGACACAAUUGUGCUCCAAGUAGAACACUUGAUUUUAAGUAAUUCUUUGUGGCCGAGUCAGAAAUGUUGUCAUAAACCAAUUAAAUUACCCGUUGAUUUAGUAACUCUGCUAUCAGUAAUUGUCACUGGAAGUAACUAAAAAAAAUGACAAACAACUCAUGUACGCUUCCUGAGAGCUAAAAUAUUUUUUUUUUUCAUUUUUUAUUGCUGGAAAUUGAAGAUCCCUCUGCAUUCCUUGUUUGCUAUUUCAGCAGCAAAUAUGUGCCGGAAAAAUGGGGAAAUAACCGAAAAUUCUCGAAUUUUGAUCACCAUAUCUGUAUUCAAACUAAACACAAUCCCGGAAAAAGCUAAAGAUAGCCGUCUUCAAAGGGUAUGAGGGAAGAAACCAUCGACCACGAUUUUAUAGAAGUAUAGAAAAGCCAGUGUUCAUAAGGAAAUGCAAACUUCAAGAUUUUCAGUUUGAACUUAUCUUCAUUUGUUCCCAGUAUUAAAGCAUCUCGGAUAUUCAACAUGCACUGGAUAUGUCAAUAUUCCGAAAAUGCUUUCAUGGGUCAUGGUGUAGAAUCUCUACUCUGUUUUGGCAUAUUGACUCAUUCUUCUGUGCCCUUUUUUUUCUGUUAAGUUCUAAGACCGUAAACCACUGUACACGUAAUUGUACUAUUAAAUAUCACUUUCAGAGAAAUUUUAAAAGUUGUCCACAUACAUUUGAUAUAAGGAAAAAUUGAACAAAAAUUAUCAGCAAUGCUUGUUAAAGUUUGGUCGAGUAUUAUUAUUUAAACUUUUUGGAGCAUCAGAUUAUCAUUACAAAAGCUAUCCGUCGUUAUUGAUAUUGGAUAUUUAUUAGUGUAAAUGCAUUAAUAAUUAUUUAUAUAAAUGAAAUCGUUGCUGGGGGCCUUGACAGGGAAUAUAAUUGACAAGGUGAGCGACCAUAGGAAAACUACGUUCGAGUUUGGAACUUGUCUGUACUUAAUUAUUCUAAGGCUGGGGAAGAAGGGGAGCAUCUCUUUGAAGCUCAUAUUGAAUAACUCAUUCCUUUAGUAUCUCCUUCUCAGGAAGGUUAACACACUACUUGUGCCAGGUGAUUUGUAAUUCCUAUUCAUUAAGAAAACGACCAUUGUUCACUUUUUUUGCAGAAAGCGUGCAGAACGCUUAAUUGAAUUUCACUUCAUCCAAGCGAAUGUAAUGUUGUGUGAAAGAUAAUGUUAUCUCUGUUAGAGCCAUGUUAGAGUAAUUAUUCUUUUUUUUCCCCCUCCCUUUACGUUGUUGAUCCUUAUGCUCUCUCUCUUGCUAUUCCACUUGUCAUGAGCGAACCAUUUCCUUUGCCCUCUAUAAUUCGAAUUCUAUACUUUUCCCUAAACUUCAUGAUUUUGUUACAGGUACAUUUCUGAUCAAUUGCAAAGAAUACAAAUUGUGAAUCAGAUCAACAAGGUAAAUGAUUAGUUGAAUUGAAUUUUUUACAGGUGCGUGCUUGUGAAAUUAUGUUUUUACUUGAUAUUCUCUCGUGAAGGAUUUCGUCAUUGAAGCUCUUAGAUCGCUUGCAGAGCUAGUUACAUAUGGUGACCAGCAUGACCCUUCCUUUUUUGAGUGAGUUCGCUCAUGACUGAUAUUUGUUGGUUUUGCAUGAAUUAUUACCUUUUUUUAGUCUAAGCAUUGCUGUUGUGCAGGUUUUUCAUGGAGAGACAACUCAUGGGUGAAUUUGUUCGUAUACUAAGAGUAAAUAGAACUAAGGAUGUCCCGCUUCAGUUGCUGCAGACAAUUAGCAUAAUGAUCCAGAACUUAAAAAGUGAACAUGCUAUUUGUAAGUAAGCAAAUGGAAGAGCUUAGAUAUGUUGUGCAUCUGGUUGAGAGCAUUGUAGUUUUGCCUCUUUUCUGAAACUUUUAAUUGAUUUACGAUUCCAAGUGAUGACAUUUUGUUGCCUUUCUUCUGCAGAUUAUAUUUUCAGCAAUGAACAUAUUAACCAUCUCAUAAUGCACACAUUUGACUUCAAAAAUGAGGAGCUUCUAUCAUAUUACAUAUCCUUUUUAAGGUUUGCGUACUGUUGAUCAACUUUUCAUUUUUUUCCUGCCUUUCUUGGCCUUGUUUCCUUUUCUUUAGCUUAUAGCAUAGCAUUCCUCUUUAAAUUUCUGAACCACAGAACAACCUCUUUAGUCAACAGUUGUUUUUCUUGUCCUUUCAGGGCAAUAAGUGGAAAGUUGAACCGGAGUACAAUCCCAUUGCUUGUGAAGACAGAAGAUGUAAGUUUGACGUUGUAACAUGAUGCUGAAUUCCAUAUUCGUUUGCCACAAUCUUAUUUUCUCAACAGAGGCACAUUUAAAUUUUCGUUCAAGUUUAACAUGUUGGCCUUCAUGUGUUUCCCUAUUAGAUUGACACAGAAAUAGGUCUGACUCAUAAUAGAAGUCAUCAUAAAAGGGGCGGUCUUUAAUUGGACUGGACAGGGAAUAGGUCUGACUCACGGAUGGCCAAACAAGAGUACACCAUCUGAAAGAUGCAUUGGUUCUCCGAAAUACUAAAUUAUGUUGUCCACCAUUAACUUGAAGUCAUCCUGACGACAUUUUCCUCAAAAGUUAUCGUAAGUAGUAUUUUUUAUUCAAUAUCGCUGCAGGUCCAUCCCUUCAUCAUAUUUAGUCACCAAAAAUGCAUGUUUUUCCUUUUUCUUUCCAUCAGAAGCCUGACUGAUGAAUUGUUUUCUAAGUGAUGUUUUACAGAAUUAGUAUUAACUUUCAAAAUUUUAAGGUAUGGGAAAAUAAGGUUUUAACCUAAUAAAUGAAUACCCUUUGAUUGAUUUUUAUUUAUGAUGUAAGAAUUUGAGUCCUUACAAUUAGUAGAGAAAUAUGGUAAGACAAUGGGACUAUUUAAGCUAAAAAAAGGCCGCUAAGGAAAUCUCUUGGUCUUAUAUUUUUUACUGUAUGGAUCUAGGAUUUUACAGUGAAGAUCCCCAGGACAGCCGGGUAACAUAGAAAUAUUGAGUGUAUGCAUAUAUUUCAUUCCUAGGAAUUUUAUUUUGUAGGUCUAGAAUUGUGAUAGUGAGUCAAUGAGAUUGCAAGAAAACUCAAAUAGAUAAACACCUCAAAAUAAUUCUUGAGGAAUAUGAAUGUGCUGUACUUUAUGAACAGGUGGGGAUUUUAACUCUUAUUUGAAGACGUAUGUAAACAUAGAAUACAAGGAAAUUCUAAUUUCAUUUCUUUACGUAUAAAUUUAGAAAAUUAAUCACACAUUGUUUUUCAUCUAUAUCCUGUACGGAUCAUUCAAACUCCAUGACCAUCUGAGAUGUCUCUGCUUAUCUAGUCCCUUUUUUUGGGGUCCUAUGCUUGACUAAGAUCCCCAGGACAGCCAGGUAAAAUCUGGGUUAAGCAUAAGCCAUUGACAUACAAAGUAGGUCUCAUGCAGAACUAUCUGAAUGCUGGUAUUCUUGAUACUCCCCUCAGUAUUCACAGCAUUUCUCAGUUAUUUUAACUGAUUUGAGGAACAAUAAUAUGGCUCUGUGGUGAGCCCCUUCUGGGUACUUAACGACUGAUAUGUGCCACACGUUGCUGACAUAUGAGAUGUCUCACGUGCUUUAAAUUCUCAGAGCUUGUACUACCGAGUUUAGGUAAAUGUUUUGUUACGUUUGACAUGGAAAUGGCUGUAACUGUUGGCCUUCUCAGACGUAACGACUCAUCAAAAAAACCGUUUUUCAAACUUUGUAUGCAUUAUAAGAUGAGUAUCUAAAUUAUUGUUGAGAGGGUAAGAUUUGCAUGAGUAAUUGUGAAGAGUUUGACAUAAGUAUUGAGCAAAACGUAGGAGAGGGCCCAGGCUCAAAUCUGAUGAACUGGACCUAUCCAUGUACUUAUCUAUGAUGGAUGAUGGAUGGUGAGAUGAUGCGAAGUAUCUAUGAUGAGAUUAAUAUGGGGGCUCUUUGACUACUGGAUGGAGGUGGGGGAGUAGGGUUUGUAAUGAGAAAAGUGUCACUGUGAGUGUGAACACAGAGAUCAGUAAAGUAUCCAUGGCAACUGUGAUCCUCGUGUAUGGAGUUGAAGAUUUUCUUGUCAUAUUUGGGGAGGUCAUGCACUCCAAUUGCCAUACAUUACAGUAACUAGAAGUACCAGUGAAAGGUUACAAGGGAAAACUCUCCUCCAAUGGUUGCUGUUUCGUUCAUAUCUAUAUUAUCUAAGCAACCUAUUUAGUCUCUAAUGUCUAUUCAAGAUUCUAAGGUCUGCUGUAAAGAUGUUGGAAGUAAUUCAAAUAGAUUUCUCUAGCAUAUUUGUGGGAAAAGUCAAGUUUCAGCAACAUACCUGAAAAGAGAACCGAUGAAGAAGUCGGCUGCCCAGAUGAAUUUCCUGCAAAAAUGUGAAAUCUGAUGUUCUCCUGCGGAAUGACAUACUAUUCUUUAUGUUUAGAACCCGAUUCAUAUUCUUUAUUUUGAUUUUUAUUAUCUUCUUAUGCAUCUUUAUGGACCUCCCCCCAACUGGCCCAUUACAUCUUUUGCGUGUCCACUGUCGGUUGCAUCACCAUGCUUGCUCCCACUUAUGAGAGACAAUACUCACUGACCUUUUGUAUGCUGUUGGGUGGGGAAAAAGGAUAAAAAAUUCAAUAAGUCUGGGCCCCUCCAACGCCACUUAUCAUUGAUGAAGUUUAACUUUCCCAUUGAGGAUGAAGACCUUGAUGCGGAAUAUUUUAUGCAGUGGAUAUGUAAGGCUAUUGGUUUGUGAACAAGCACAGCUUUAGUGAUUCAGACGAGGUGUUGUAGUGCAUUCUGGUUGGUAAGGAUGCCACAUAAGAUCGUUGUCUUAGUUAUUCUGUAGUGCCAUGGAAUAAGUUAAGUCUGCAGACGUUCAUAUUGGAUGCUUGUAUCAGAGAAAAAAAUGCCAGGAUCUGCUUUUGGUUUCAUUUUAUACACGCAUUAUUGUGCUCAUUUUAUCACCACCAGAACGUGCCAAAGCGGUAGCUUCUAUUUCUUAAUUUCGAUACUGUGGUAAAAUGCGGUUUGCAUCUGAGGUUGUGUUAACUUCCUUUGCCUCUUUGCGAGUGCCGGUGGAUAAGGGAUUUUAGUAGUAGGCGGCACCCCCUCUUAGUUUUGAGUAGGCGGAACCAUUCAGUUUAAGAAUGAUUAGAAAGAAGGUUCUGAAUAAAGGAGAAAUAUACGACUUUGCAGUGCAUUAUUUUGCUGCAGACAUUAUUCUGCUCUGCUUGUCUCUUCUUUUCUAUUUUAUCCUGUUUCAUUUUAAACAAACCAGUUCGUAUUUUCAUUUAGGACAAAGUAAUUUCCUUUCCUUUGUACACAAAAGCAAUUGAUUUUGCUUCAGAUGGGGAGAGCAUGGUCCGUAUUGCUGUACGUGCUUUGACACUUAAUGUCUAUCAUGGUAUGUUGCAUAAGUCUCUUUAAUUAGUUUGGUCUGUUUUCAUCUCCAUACUUUUGGAUGACAAACUGAUGAUAUAAUCUUGUGCUCUUUUCAUCUAUGUUCUUGCUUCAGUUGGAGAUGAGCAUGUUAACAAAUACAUCUCCAGCCCUCCACUUUCAGAUUAUUUCUCAAAUUUGGUUAAUUUUUUUCUGAAGAAGUGCAUUGAAUUGGACAGUCUGGUAACCAGAUCUUCCAAGUAAGAUUCUUUGCUGAUUGAAGAGUAGUUCAGAGAACACAUAAUAGCUAUAUGGGCAUUCACUAUUUGGUGUUGAUACGAAUGUGCCAAUUCUGCUUUUCUAACUUCCAAUGUUUUCCUUCUUUGACAGGAACUCAGAACCUUCUGAUUCAGCCUCCCGCAUUCUUACUGCAGUGGAUCGGAUUGAAGAUGAUUUGUACUACUUCAGUGAUGUGAUUUCUGCUGGAGUUCCUGACAUGGGAAGAUUAAUAACUGACUCUAUGUUACAGUUUUUAGUAUUUCCAGUACUUCUGCCCUCCUUGAAGGAGCAAACCAAUGUACGUUCCCAUCUCCCUAAUAUUUUUGUUUUGCAUUGCCUUUUGGAUGAUUGGUAGUUGCGUUUUUGUUUUUCAUAUUUUUAUUUAAAAUGUAUACUUAUAAUCAUUCUGUAAUGACCUUCAGGUUGCUCAGAUAGGCAUCAAUUCUUCAUUGUAUUUGCUAUGUUGCAUCUUACACAUUGUUAAAACCAAGGAAUUGGCCAGUGGUAUUGCUGCUGCUCUUUUCUUUAGAGUGGAGGCCUUCAUAUCCAAGUUGAAUGCCAAAUCUAAUGGCCAUGCCUGUGAUCCUUGCAUCCCUAAUGAACAUUGCGAACAAGAUCACGAUUCUCUUUGCACAGUUGCAAACGAAGGAAGGUUAGGAGUUGGCACAGUGAAAUCCAGCAUUUUCUCUCCAGUAGCCUCAACAAAUGAUCCGUCCUCGGAACAGAAUCAUUGUGUUUCACAAGUCUCGUUAAGGUACUUUAUCAACAGUUGAAUAUUUCUCCUAACUUGCGACUGUUUAUACAAGAAAUGCAGUUUCUACUAGAUAUUGAACGCCCUUUUUUUGCGAAGUUAUGCCAUACUUUACUAUUAAAUAAUGGAACUGCAACUUGUUAUUUUAUUUGGUUUACUGUAAUAUAAAGUAGAGAAAUCGUUGACAACUGAGUUACCGCAUUAUACUUUGGUCGCAUUAUUGGUCGGAUUUGAUGGUUCUGUAUGUUUUAUUUGUAUUCUUAUUGACCAUAUUAAAGUAUUACAUCGGAAAGACAUUGUUAGGAUCCAUUCGUAUCCAAAUUAUAGACUGGGUCACAAAUUUCCUCAAUCAAAUUAGAAGAUAACAUUUAAAUAUAGUUUAAAUAUCAUUAAGCGCCAGCGCCCUUUUACCUUAAAAUCUCACGUAUUUGUUUAUGAUGGCUGCUAAUAAAUUUCUCGCGUACAUUUUCCCUAAAAAAGGGAAAAAAUGUAAAAUAGAAUGGAGGAGAUAAAUAUAAGCCUGGGUUUUCUGGAUUCUGCAAAAGCUUGAUUAGAAAAAUAUAAGACAUCAUUUUGAGUCAGCAUAGGUUGGCCAUUCGGCCAAUCUUUUUACUGAUGUGGACUUAUAAAAUUCAAAACUAAAGUCAACAAACGCUUAUGAGUUGUCCCAAGUUGAACUCGGGUGGCAAACUCUGAAGAAUAAUCCAUAAUAUGAAAAUGGUCACCCACAAUGUGACUCUUGACCCAGGAAACUCAUCUCCCCAUGACAGCUUUAAAUAUUUGUGAGAUAUGAUUAAAUCUGCGAAAGAUUAUUCACAUACAUGCCAUUCAAUUUGGAAGUAUCUACAAAUUCGACAUUCUGUAAGGGAAUGCAUGUAAAACGCUACCAAACGAUAGGAAAUCAGCGACUUAUAUUUCACAGUUUCACUGCUUGGUUCAUUUGAUUACUUAAUUUUCCUUUCCAAAAAAAUAAAAAAAACCUUAUAUUAUGUAUUUAUAAAUUUUUACGUAUUUUGAUAAAACAUUUUUGAGAAAUAAAAUUGAAAGUGGAUAUAUUGAUUUAGAGAAAAUUUAUAGAGUGACAGGGAAUGUUGCUUGGUUGAUAUCAGGGAGUUUUGUGAUUCCAAAUUGUAUGUGGUAGUCAUCAGGAAUAUGCAUAGUCUAAUAAUAAAUAUGAGGCCAUUUGUCAGAAAAAUAAACAAAAAAUUGAUUUUAGUCGAUUUACAUCAGUAAUCAGCAUUGUUGGUUCAGACUCUUUUCCUACAAUACAUUGAUUGACUGUGAAAGCCAAGAAUGGCUUGGUGUACAUUAUUGCAAACAAUGUGGCCGAAUAGUAAGAAUUCACUAGGAUAUAAUUUAUGAUGAUGUAAGGACUACAUGAGUAAAUCAAAAUAAAAUAUAAGUUGUACCUUGAUGGGAAAAUAAGGUGAAAUAGGCCGUCUAUGACCAUUUUAGGUAUUUAAAUUUAUUUAUGAAAGAAAACGGUGUUUUUUUACAGGGAUCUGAUCCACAGGAUACACCUUCUUGAUAAAAGAUAGAGAGACUGCUUCAGUGCUCAAUGAAGUAGGUCUUUUAAAUUGAAGGGAAUUUUUUAAAAGAAUAUUCAUCAUUCUUGAGGAUUGGGCAGUUAAAAUGAGAGCAAUUUGGUAGAUGUGUAGAGAGGAGAAAUUGCAUAAAUAGAUGUGGUUAUGAUUAACAGGAGUACUUAUUGAUAUUUGACCAUCAUUGAUGUGGGGGUUCUAAAAAGAAAGAUGAAGAACAUAAUAUAUUUAAUAGGUGUUGAAUGCAAGAUCAGUCUUGAGCAUGGUAUAUGAUGGAAUGCAUUGUCAUGAUAGGAUAUAUAUUUUUGAUCUUGAUUGGUUAGGAUUUUGGAAAUGAUGAUUUUCUAUCAUGCAGAGCAAUUGAAUUCUGUGUAAAGUGUUUCAUUGAUUCUAAUCGUUACAAAGCAGUUUCAUAUAUUUUUAACUUUACGGUCCCAAAAGUUUUUUAUUUCUUAUAGUUUCACUCGGAAUUUUUUAUUCCCGUCAUAAUUCUCUCCUUUUAUCUGCAUUUGCGUCCCAUAAUGAACAUUUUUUUCUGUUCAAUAGGGAGCUCUUGCUAUCGUACAUCAUUACUGGCAAUGAUAUACAAGUUUUGGGUUCUUUGAGUUUGUUUGCUACCUUGCUGCAGACUAAAGGUGGAGAUGGUUUUGUGAUUUAGGAUCGAUUGACUCUUUAUAUUUGAGUUAAUAUAAUUAUGAUGCUGUUGUUUUUGUAGAACUAGAUGAAUCGAUGCUUGAUGGACUUGGGAUUCUUCCCCAAAGGAAGCAACAUAAGAAGCUCCUCCUAGUAAGUUCCAAGACUGCAUUUUUAUUGUUUGAAAGCUGCGAGUUUUGGUUGCUCCCUUUUGAUGACUGAACUAUUUUGAAAUAGGAUAACCAAAAUUUCCUUGUGAUUAUCAUUAUUAACAGCUUUUUCAUGAUUGAUAUUAGCCUAUUAUGAUCAGGGAGUUUUCAGUUGAGAUGGAGACUUGAUUUUUAAUGCUAUUGAUCUUGGUCUAAAGGGCCAAAUGUUGCCAAUAAUCAAUCAUAGCUACCAACAAUUCAUUCUUGAUCCAGCCAAUCUUGGAUUCUUGUGUCAAUGGCUGCUUUAGCAGGAGAUAAAACUUAGUUUUGGAUGUCAUGUGCUGGCUAUUGUGACUGAAGCUAGAUUGUUAUUCUGUUCUUUUGUGCAAGGAUUGGAUAAUAUGAUCGCUACAAAAAAGUAGGGACAAUUCUAUGCUAGCUUUGCGCUUGCCACAUUAUUUUUACACAUUUGUUUAUAUGUUUCAUUUUGUAUUUUAUUGUGUUUUCCGUUUUCAGUGUAAUUCCACUGCAUAGAUGUUUCAAGAUUUCUUUUUCAUCCUAAUGUAGUAAGUUUAAGUAAUAUAUUAUCAUCCAUCUCAGCAAGCUUUAGUAGGUGAGGGCUCAGGUGAGGAUCAGCUAUUUUCUUCAGAGAGCAGCUUGGCGAAAGAUAGCAUCACUACUGAACUUGAUGGAUACAUUCAAAAGCUUAAGGUAUCCAGUUUUAACUUAUUCAUUUCUUUGUACCAUUUAGUUGGCAGAUCCUAUGCAGCAAGCUGGUGUUACACUAUGGCUGCUGACUUGUUGAUAUACAUAAAUAUACUGCUACUAAUUUGAUUUUCUAUGAAGCACGUCAUCUGAAGUUUUAAAGUGUUUAUCAGAAAAUAAGGUCUUCCAUAUGUAGCAUCUCCUUGGGAAAACAUGAACUGUGUGUUUGAAUCGACAGCUGAGAGGCAGGUUUGACGACAUCAAUUCCUCUUGUGGCACCCUCUUCUUGAAGAGUCGGAAAUUUCGGAAAUUGCAGGAGCUAAAUGAUUUCUGUUUAAGAUUGGACAGAGGUGAUACAUCCUGGGCUCUGUCUGGUACCUUGUACAGAGAGAUUACACAAAACAUGAUAGAAUGAUGGGAAAACUAAGGAAAUAUUAAUCAUCUCUCAAUGGUUUUGCUUACAUUAGGGAGUCCUGAAAAGACAGAGUGCUGUGAAAUAGUGUCAGUCGAAUUAUUGUAAGGAAUAUCCUUGUAUGGACCCCCAUUUUCUUCAAUUUCCAUUGGAAGCUCGUUUCUUCUAAAUUCCUGCAGUGAAAAUUCAAUCUCUUUCAGUAAACAACUAAAGCCAAUAAUACACUUUCCAAUUAGGAAGAUAAUGGCCUGUGCUAGACUGAUAUUGCCUCUACAUCUUUUACAUGAUGGAAAUCUUGUACCAAUUUUUUUUAUUUUUUUCUAUUAGUGAAAAAAACUGUCACUAAGAAAACCAGAGAAUUAGACUAGCUUCUUUUCAAGUACCUCUUUGAUCCAGAGUGAUCACUUAUGCUACUAGAGACAAGAUUCUUUGUUCUUAAUCCAUGGAGUUUUGCAUGAUCUUAGGUACUAUGUCCAUCCUCAUUUAUUGUUUAAAGUCAUCAUAAGAAAUGGAAAACCUUUUCCAAAUGUCUGAUUUGUGGGAGCAUAUUUCGAUGAUGAUUUUGUGCUAUCCUGUCAUUGUGCAUGUUUCUUUUCUUCAGGAUCUUUACGGGCAUUCUUAUUCUGUGGAAUCAGAAGCAAAUUUUCAAAAGCAUAGACUCCAGGUAUCUUUGCAAUCAUCAAAAGCAGUAAAUUUUAAGGGAUAAUUAUUUGAUUAAUUAUUUUUUUUAAGGAUGCUGAUGCCUCGCGGUCUUGCUGUGCUUAUAAUAAGAAGAAAAUUUGCUUGUGGGGUUCUGAUCUUGAAAACUGGAUGUAUGAUUUUUCAUUAAUGUGUACACAUGCUUUCCCUGUCAUGGGCAUAUUGUUUCCAUGCGUCUCAUGUUUUUUAAGCCAUUCCCACAUGAUGGAAUUAUUACUUUAUUACUUUCAGAAUUAUUCGUUUGAUUUAUUUUUAAAUUUUACUUGUUAUACAAAUUUUCUGUCUAAUCUAUCUGACCCCUCUAUGCAAAGCUUUUAAUAGAUGUGGCAGAACGAAACUAUGAGCAUCCAUACUAUUGUUUAGAGUAGUUCCUUUUUUGAGGCUUGACAAAUCACUCCUGCUCUAAAAAUAAAAUUUCGAAUUAGUUAGAAAUUCUAUGGCGAUGUUAUCACGUCUGUAUUCUGGGAUUUUGUUUGAUUGUGAUAAUAGCAGAUUAGUUUUAUUAAAUUUAUUAUUUGUUUAAGUUUAAACGUUGGGAACAUAUCCUACAAGGAUUGUGGCUAUCUUCUUCCUAUGAAUUAAACGACUUCAAAAACCGUCAUUUGUGGACGUGGUUCUGUUUUAGUAACUAAUUCAAGAUGAACAUUUAUUCUUUGGAGAUAGCACUUGGUCACUAUGACUGAAUAAUUUAUGAUCUUACCGAAAUACUGCCUUUGUCUCUUAGGUGCUCGAUGCACUGGUCAGUCUCUUCUGCAGAUCUAAUAUUUCUUCAGAAGCGCUAUGGGUUGGUGGUUGGCUUUUAAGACAGCUCCUACCGCAUAGUGAGAAAGAAUUCAACAGCCAUCAUCUUGAACACUUAAAGGUAAGGAACAUUUUUCUCGCUGCAAGCCCUAGAUAUGUCUACAGUCACGAGUUGUGCUUGUAUAUAUACCUUGUGAACUUAAUUUGUUUCUAUGUGAACUGAGAUUCGGAUUGGGAUCUGGACAUUGCUAACUCUUAUCAAGGAUCCUAUUCAAUUCAUGGACUUGGUUACUUCUAGGACCAGUCGGGGAACUUGAGGACAAAGAGAGGGAAAAAAGAGAUAAACGUGAGAUAGAAGGAAAAAAUCAAACCAAACACGUAGAACCUCACCUAUUUAACUUGGAAAAUAAUGGGAAAUGUAAGGCAGCUUUGGUGUAGCUGGUGGGUUGAAAGUAGGGAUUCUCAGCAUUAUGGGUUAUUUUGAUCUGGCUCUUGUGAGAAUAUAUAUUGGUAACUAGCUGGAGUUAUUUACCAUACUUUUCUUCAUUUUCUCAUUCACGUGGAUAAUAGAAACCCUCUGCUUCCUUGGAAAAAUGAAUAAUACCACAUGACACAGGAAUAAAUCAGAAUACCUAUUCCUAAAUUUUAUUUUUGAAGCGGAUGUUGUACAAUCGUAUCUAGAAUGAACUGUACAAGACCAAUCGAAUACGCCACGAUGUUUUCUUCUAAUUAAUAAAUCUGGGCUCUCAAACUGGAAAACACCUCUUAGCUCUUCGAACAAUUCCCCCUUAGCUCUUCGAACAAGUGUAAAGCCUUGGCCUAAUCAUGGUUUCCCUUACUACGGAUAUGAUCACGUACACAAUCGAAUUCAGAAUUCAACCACAGUAAAACCUGGAAUACACUCUCCACCUUCAACAAAUUCCUCAGCCUUGCUAUUUCUGCGGCACUUUCCAUCUCCACAUUUGACUCUAAUCUAACUCUGUUAAGGCCCGGCAGUUUGUUAAUGUAAUAUCUAUGACACUCUGGAUCACUUGCUUUGUCUUUUGAACUUGUCUCUUGAUCUGAAAAUCUGAGAUGCAACUUAUUUUUCAAUAAGUUUUAUUGAGAACAACUAUGCCUGGCCGAAGGAAGGAGCAGAUAUUCCUUGUUGAUUUGUGGUGGCAUAUAAUGGAGCAGACAUGAUAUUACUCUUGUAUUUUCGACCUCUCCAUCGUCAAGUGAAGAGAUUCUUGGAGUCUCAUAAUGCAUAUUUAAACUACUAGAGAAACUCUCUCAUUCAGUUUUAACUUUAGAGAUCCAAAGGGUAGGAUCUUCAAACUAAAGAUAAAUUUGAAUGCUGAGAAUAUUCUUUUAGGGGUUUUUAGCAUGGUUGAAAUAGAAGGGGGAAUGGAAAAGACAGGAAAAGAUUGGAAGCCUAGGAUGUUGCCAGAUGUUGGAGAGAGAAAGAGGAAAAAAUGAUAAAGAGAUCUCCCUGAAAGAAUAUAAGCAAUGAAGGCCAAUCCACGUUCUAGUAGUAUCUAAAUACUAUGGAUGUCUUGUCCUCGUGACUAUGAUGGACUUCUAGAUCAUGAAAAAAUAGCUGGAUAUUAGAAACCAUUCUUCAAGCCCUUUUUUUCCUGUAAACUUAGCAGUCAGGAGAGUUCCUGAAACAUUUUACUUAUUUUCCAUAUACAAUAAACGUAGUUCUCUCAGUCUUUGAGUUUCCAAAAUCUUCAUCUGUACUUGCAUAGAUAUCAGCUAGAAGACAAUCGAGCCUUUUAGGUGCGCCAAUCCAACUAACGAGCUUGAGCUCGAUGAUACCAAAUGAGCUAUUCCACCAUAAGUUUGGGUUUGGUUUACUAUUUCCCAAGGGGCUUGUACCCGUUACCAAAUGGAUUUCAGCCACCCAUCAAGUGAGCUUGACCGCGCUGGUAAAUUGACCUCAAUCUGCCACAAUGUAGAGCAUGGACUCGACCUCAAAUGGACUUCGAUCAACUACAAUUUGGUUCCAGUCCUGACAAUACUGACAAAUGAAAUCCAAUCCUUACAAUCGUUUCACUUCAACUGUAUCAUUGUGAAAAUAUUUAGUCACUUUUAAUGCUUCUGAAAGCUAUCCAGCGUUCAAUCCACUAAAAUUUUAACUCGCUUAUUAUUCAGAAAUGGUGAAAUUAAUACCAAUGGUUGUUGUAGUCAGUGGGGUGAAUCCAUAUGAUGAAAUUACAAGUUAUUACCAUGGGGCCAAUUGAAGUAAAUCGUCUGAAAUAUAUCCCAAUAAAGAAGACACCUAAUUGAAUCAGAAUCAGCUUCAACGCUUCCAAGCAAAAAAGAACACAUAAAAAACUUGUGUCAUGACAUAUUCAUCCACUCUUCAUCUAUUGUAGAUACUACUUUAUAAAACAAUCGCCAAACAUAAUGAAUUCCUUUGAAAGAGUCAAACAACAUUUAGAGCCAUUGUGCAGUUAAGCUGCGAAUAUGUCUAUGUGUGUUUAUAUUUAAGUGUAGUGUAUAAAAUGGAUUUUGCUGUACUGACGAAAUAGUUCGCUGAAUUUGAUUUAUCUUAUAGUUUGAGUGCUCUGGUUCACAUGUAAAGCCUGUCUCAACUACUCGUACCUUUUCAAACAUUUUUUCCUUUGAUGCAUAUGUUGACUAGUUGUGAAGAUAUACGGUUCUAUAUAGCUAUCAUAAUUUUAGUCAUAAAUUUGAGUUAUUUAAUUUUUAUAAUUUAAAAGUUGCUAUUUAUUCUGCAUCAUGAUUCAAGUACAGAGUUCCCACAAAAAAUCAGCCACAAGUCUUUCUGAGGAAAUGAAAGGAAGCUGGUGUGAUUUCAUUGUAUCAGUUAUUACAGAUGAAUGGAACAAAUGCAAAAAAGGUAUCUAGAAGUAGUAGAAUGUCUUAAUUACUCGCAAAUCAUGAUUUGAGUUAUGUGUAACAUAAUUUUUCAAUUUGCAGCAAUUGAAGCAUCAAUACCUCAAAGAGAUCUGAAAUGCAUACUGUUGCCUUCUAAAACAUGCGUUUCUGAAGGUUCGACAAAUAUGCCUAUCCCUGACUUGUUUUAAUCUGUUUUUAUUCAUCAUAGAUAUCUGUAGGCAACUAAUGCCAGAGGAUGGUUCUUAACACCAGCUGGAUAGUUUUUCAGGUGACUCAUCCUUUGUUGCUGGUGAAAGACUGUUUGAGACUGUAAAGGUUCGUUUAUCCUAAUUUAGCUGUUUGAGUCAUCUACAUCGAAUAACAGUUUUUAAUGCCAGAAGAUCUUUGAUGUCCUAGAGUUAGAUUCAGUCCUCCCCUUGUUAGGUCAAACAGUUUUUAAUGCUGUGAAUGGGGAAAACAACUAUACAUCUUUGACAAGAUUUUGCUCAAAAAGAAUAAUGUGUGAACGAGCAUUUAUCACUGAUAACUCUGUUCUCUUUUUGCAGAAUGAAUGCGUUCGUGCCAUUAUGCCAUUAAAAUUUAGCUCUUAUUCACUACUGUUGGGGUCAUAAUAGCACUUUUCUUUGACGCUUUGCCUAUUUCCUUGCAACAGGUGUUUGUUCUUCGACAUCAGCUUCUAAUCUUUUCUUCAGGUGGAUCUUUACCAGAUCAGCCUUCUGUAAAUUCUCCUAGCAGUUGUCUUGUACAUUCUCGAGCAAAAAGUGCUGGCUUGGAUGUUUUAGUACCAAAGCCUGGCACAGAGGUUAAUCUAGGUCAGAUGUUUAACCGACUUCAAUUACUUUCGAUGCUCAUCUGACAUUCUUAGUCUGCUUUUACAAAAGAGAAACUGCUUUAUUAACUUGUUGUUAUUCUUCGUUUCGUAGUUGACGCAAUAUCUUGUAGAAUAGCAUUUGAGAGAGGAAAAGAACGCCAUUUUUGCUUCCUAGCUGUUGCUAGAGGGACAUCAGGGUGGAUUCUUUUGGCCGAAGAGUUGCCCUUAAAUCAGGAAAAAGGGAUUAUUCGUGUUGCCGCACCCUUGGCUGGGUCAAAUGUAGGUGAUCUUCAAUUUUCUAGUUAUUACCCUUCUUGAAUAGUUUAAUUUAUGUGAUUAUUUAUUCAUAUCGUUCCUUCUACUACCUGUCAAUAAGAAAAGUGAUUGACAAAAAUUGACGCAACUCGCUGACAACUGUCACACUGAUGCUUUGCAUCCUAAUGAACAUGGGGCAAAGGCUUACCUUUAUGAACAUUCUGCACCCAUGUAUCAUUCAAAUUCGCUGCUACUUGAUCUAGUUUGACUUGUUGCAAAAGAAAAAAGAGAGAAAAUGAUAAAAAAAUUGGACACUUUGUGACGAAACUUGGUCAACUUGUUUUAUUGGCGAUCAGUUCCUGUUAGAAUUGUGUUGACUUGAUCUGAUCGGAAUGGCUAACAGAUCAACAAAUUUCAUAUCCGGCCAAAUCUGACCUGAUUUACCGAGAGUACUUCGGCCAGUCUCUGAUCUUAAAUCCAUGGUUGAUCUUAGGCGGACAGUUACACCUUGAUCUGUUUCAGCUCCGAAUUAGCCGGUUUUAUGAUCAGAACUAAUUCAAUAUAAAAAAAUGUUUCAGUAUUUUUUUAGUUGUUUUUAAAGUUCUCAUGAUAAGGUUCCUUGAUCAAUGAAGUAACUCAUCCCUCGAAGUACCACAGACUGAGUGAUUCUCAUCUCUAAACACUAUCUGUAGUAUCAACUUGAAUUUUUUGUUUCUUAUUUUUUUUUACUGCCGUAUAUAUUGCUGAAAACUCGACAUCCUUUCGUGAUAAUUGAUUUUGCUAAAUUUAGCUCUCACAGAUGGCUGCCUAUCCAUAGGCUUUUACCCCUUUCGUCUUCCUAUUCUUUUCCUUCCUGCAUGUGGCUGCUGUCAUAAGUUUCCUGGCCACUGAUGGACUUUAAAAGAGGUGUAUUUCGUCUUCCUGCUUUGGUACGUGGUUGCUGUUGCAAAAAUGCUCCAACUGCUGGUUCUUUUCCUCAUCUGUCUUUUUUGUCAUCUGCCUGACGGGGGCGUCUUUUCCGAAAUGGGAACAUGACCAAUCUAUUUCAGUUCAGUUCUGCAAAUGAAUUUUCAUUCCUUAUGCAUACAAGUUAUGGGAGCAUUCAGCCGUCUGAAUGAUUAUAAUAUGAUGGAUAGCAUAGGAAAUAUUGAAUUGACCAAUCUCCCUGGGUGUGAUUAAACCUUAAUCUUAAUUUCGGAUCAUUCAACUUUCAAUCUUGCUGAAAAUCUUUUAUUUUUUUUAUUUUUUUAUUUUUCCCUCUGGAAUGAUCCCUUUGCUGGGUAGUGACCUAGAACUCAGGCUUGUGCCAGUUCAUCGGCACAAAAUAAAUGUAACUUAUAUAAAGUGGAAGAAACAGGCAAGACAACCAAUGUAAUAAGUUUUGUACAUCAUUGACUGGGUAUUUGCUUCUCCCUGCGUAUGGUACAAUUUUUUAUCGUUAGGUAAUGGCCGCCACCUGCCAAGUGUUCCAAGUCUGAAUUCAGAUUAUCACUGUUUGUGGUCUUUUAUAGACAUUAGUUCUCCCAGAUAUGGUGCCCUAUUGAUGGAAAGCACCAGGCCCUAUAAUGAUGACGAGAAAUUCAAAUAUGAAAGUUAAUUGCCCAACAUCUAGUGCUGCACCUUACUAUCUUUAGACGAAUUCUUCUAUCUGGGUCAGAUGGACGGAUUCAGUCCAUCAAAGCUUCAGAAUCUGCGGCUUUCUGCCACGGUAUCUUGUGGGAAUUGUUUAUUAUUUUUUCCACUGAUGUGAGGAUUUCGGUUAUUAGUGGAAAUCCUCAUUGAUGAGCCACUCUGCGUCAUAUGCCCAUUUAAGAUCUCAUCAAUUCUCCUUCACUGGCAGUCUUUCGAAAAUGAUCUUAACGAGUCAACCCCUUCUGUUUGGUCUCAUGGUGGCUUGGAACGGAGCAACAGGGGCAUAGAACCUGCCAGGGUUGAUUGUAUGCAAGGUGUAGGCAGCUAUUGAUACAAUAUUCGGAAUAGCUAUGAUUUAGCCAGAUAAUCCUAUUUUUUUUUCAACAAUAUUUAUCACUUUUCCUUCAUGGCUAGCCUUCACUGCAUCUAUCUACAUAGGUACAUAUAUAUGUAAAGAUUCAUUCUGAAAGCAUAUAUAACACUCGGAUGCUAUGUCUCUUUCCUUUUAUAUUCAUACUUCCCCCCCUCUUUAUAUUCAAUCUCCUCCUCCACUGAUUCAUCUUCGCAUUAGCUCCAUUAUAUUUGUUGAUUGUUCCUUUCUUCUGUAGAUUAGCCACACCCCGUUUAUUGAAUCUUCUCUCUCCAUAUCUUGUCACAGCCAAGAGCAGAUGAGAGGCAACCCAAGUGGCUGCACCUGCGCAUCCGCCCCUCAACCCUGCCCACCAGGGACGCGGCGAGCAACAGGAAGGUCUUGGUUGACGGCCGGUGGACCCUCGCUUUUGGCGAUGAGCAGACAUGCCAGUCGGCCAUCGCCAUGAUUCAAGAAGAGAUGCAUCUGCAGCAAUCUGAGGUGGAAAAGGCAUUAAGCCCCUUGCUUGACGCCUGA
This is a messenger RNA of Spirodela intermedia, 17870 nucleotides long. The record is from the annotation of a GenBank genome assembly. Lineage: Eukaryota; Viridiplantae; Streptophyta; Magnoliopsida; Alismatales; Araceae.